CUUCCCUGCAUAUUACAUAAAAAAAACAACAAUAGUGAUAAAUAUAAUCACGAGUGACAGCUUAAAAUAUUUUUGCAUCUAAUUAACUAUAUAUUGCCAUUAUUGUGUUUCAUUGUACACGUACACACAUGUAUGUGAAUCGUACAGGAGGUACUUGAAGGCAGCAUGUGAACAUUGUGUAACUUGCUCAGUAUGGCUGCCCCGCUGGUCAAGAGUUUCCUAAAGUCUUGCAGACAGAUCUCUCGACCAUGGGGAACAUGCCAGACUGGAUGGAGGAGAAUGUGCAGCAGUUCGGCCCCAGAUGUGGCUGCACACCAGGCAGCAGCAGGGGCAGUGUCUUUCCCUCCUCUGCAGACUUAUUCAGAGGAGGAAAGCAUGAUGAGGGAAGCAGUGAAAAAAUAUGCACAGGAGCGCAUUGCUCCAUUCGUGUCGAAGAUGGAUGAGAAUUCUGCCAUGGACAAGGAAGUGAUCGACUCUCUCUUUGAACAGGGUCUCAUGGGCAUUGAGAUUGACCCAGAAUAUGGCGGCACUGGCUCUACAUUCUUCUCCUCCAUUCUGGUUAUUGAGGAGUUGGCGAAGGUGGAUCCUUCCGUGGCUGUUCUCUGUGAUAUCCAGAACACACUCAUUAACACACUGUUCUCCAAACUGGGGACACCCGCACAGAAAGAGCAGUACCUCAGCCGACUGUCAACAGACAUGAUUGGAAGCUUCUGUCUCUCUGAAGCAGAGUCAGGGAGUGACGCCUUCUCUCUGAAGACACGUGCAGAGAAACACAAGGACUUUUACAUCAUCAAUGGAUCCAAGAUGUGGAUCAGUAAUGCGGAGCAUGCAGGUGUAUUCCUGGUGAUGGCCAACGCUGACUUGUCUGCCGGAUACAAAGGCAUCACCUGCUUCAUCGUGGACCGAGACACUGAGGGGCUUGAGAUUGGCAAAAAGGAGAACAAGCUUGGCCUGCGUGCGUCCUCCACCUGCCCGCUCAACUUUGACAAUGUCAAGGUACCAGAGAAGAACAUUUUGGGACAGAUGGGUCACGGGUACAAGUAUGCCAUCGGAAUGCUGAAUGAGGGCCGGAUAGGAAUAGCCGGUCAGAUGCUUGGACUGGCACAGGGUUGCUUUGACCACACCAUUCCUUACACCAGACAGCGAACGCAGUUUGGAAAACGCAUCUUUGACUUCCAGGGCAUGCAGCACCAAAUCGCCCACGUAGCAACACAGAUUGAAGCAGCUCGGCUGCUGACGUACAACGCCGCUCGUCUGAAGGAAGCUGGGAGAUCUUUCAUCAAGGAGGCCUGCAUGGCUAAGUACUUCACUUCAGAGGUUGCGACACUAACCACCUCCAAGUGCAUUGAAUGGAUGGGAGGGGUGGGCUUCACCAAGGACUACCCCAUCGAGAAAUACUACAGAGACUGUAAAAUUGGCACCAUUUAUGAGGGCACAUCAAAUAUCCAGCUCUCCAGUAUGGCCAAGUUCAUUGACAAGGAGUAUGACCACUGAAAGAAUCCGACCAGAACUCGAUCAUUUGCACUCUGACAUGUUACACUCCCUAUUUGUUUCUCUACGAUGACUUUGGAGUGGUUUGCUGUUGACCUGGUUUCACGGGUGGUUCUGUUACAUUUAAAACUUGUAAAGUAGUUCCUGCCAUUGGUGCAGGUGGUAUUUGUUUCUUUUGCCUUCUAACAGUUUAAAAAAUUCCUCUAUACUACUUUUUGGGCAUAUAUGUCUUCUUUUUUUUUUUUGAUCAAUCCUGGGAUGUAAUGUGUUUCCCUAAAUGAUUCAGUGGUUAUGACUGAGAUCAAGGACUUAAAAGUGUGUUGUAUUUGCAAGAUAAUAUAGAGAUUCUGAGUAAAACUUUAUACAAAGGAAAAUAUCUAAUUGCGAUUUUACUGACAGAUAUCACAACUACAACUCAAUUAGCCUUAUCAUUUUUAUGUCUAGCUGCCGUUCACUGCAAGGAUCACAAUGUUUCAAUGCCAAGUCCAUCUUAAUGAGGAGUUUUCUUAGGAUGUUUAGUGUGUAAUAGAUUGAAAACAUGACAUGAGAAAACAAAUUAUGUAAAAAUGUCCAAUGGGCAGCCAUGGCCAAGUAGAAAGAGAACUUAACUGGAGGGUUGCCAGUUUGAGUCCCCACCAGGUCGAAGGGCUGGGGUACUCCUGAGCAAGGCACCCAACCCCCAUUGUUCCCCAGGUGCUGCUCAGUGGCUGCCCACUGCUCUUGUUUCUAGUAGAGGUUGGGUUAAACGUAGCAGUUCUGAUUGAAAGCAAUUCAAGCUCCAUAGUCACAUUAAAUUUGUUGAAUUAGAAAAAAAUGUGAAAAGUAAAGAACAACUGUAAAAUAAUACUUUUUCCAGAGUCAA
Molecule: messenger RNA, 2353 nt
Organism: Solea solea (common sole)
Lineage: Eukaryota; Metazoa; Chordata; Actinopteri; Pleuronectiformes; Soleidae
Gene: acadsb
Product: acyl-CoA dehydrogenase short/branched chain
Exons: 11
Coding region: 193-1494 (433 amino acids)
Cellular component (GO): mitochondrion
Molecular function (GO): flavin adenine dinucleotide binding; acyl-CoA dehydrogenase activity
Source: RefSeq, a predicted model, not a curated record